UGCUGGAUUUGUUUUGAUAAACUUUGGACUGUCACUUAAAUUACAUAUGACAACAUUUAACCUAAGAAUCAAACUUAAUAAUACCGUGAUGUUAUCUAUUAUCGAAAUGAUUGUUUACUGAAAUAAUUUUUUGUUUCCAUGUUUCUAAUAAACAAUUAAAUGAACGAAUGCUUUUAUUGGAUGAGUUAGCAAGUUCUUUUUCUUCAAUUAUUAAACAUGAUACAAAACCAACAGAGUAUAAAUCGGCUAAAACCGUUCCAAAAACAACCCCGGAGGUGCUUAAAACAACAGAAACGUGUUCAGAUGUAGAAUUUUCACCUCAUAAAACGCUGAAACGGAAAUUUCCUGGUCCAGCUGGUCUUUUACCAGAGAGAAAAACAUCUAAACAUUCACCUGAACUAGAACAACCAUCGACUGAAUCCCAAACAAUAUCAGAAAAUAUUAUUUGUUCACAACAAACUGCCACAACAUUUGAAGACAAACCAUGGACUUUAAUGUGCAAAGAUAUACAGGACAAUCUGUUGGAAACAUUCAAUAUAAAUUGGAUUCAAACACAAGUAAAUUUAAAUAAGUUAUAUAACAAAAAGGCGCCAUUUCUUGCAGCCAUUAUACAAACAUUAGAUGUUCCAGACACAAAAAUACCCACUGUUAAUGUAACAUUGAAAGAUAGAAGUGGAAGCAUACAAGGCACAAUUUUGAGCACUUUAUAUGAGGAAUAUGCUGAAUUUUUACUAGUUGGAGCAGUUUUAGUUUUGAAGAACUUCGGUGUUCUAACAACAGGGAAAAAUACAAAUAUACAUUUAACAAUAACUCCUAAUAAUUUGUUAACUAUUUACUCAAACCUAACAAAUGAUUGUUAUGAGCAGUAUGUUAAAAAGACUGUGGUGCAAAUGUUUAAAAGUGAAGAUAUUUGGAAGAGCUACAUAAAACCCAAAAUUUCAACAGAAAUAAAAAAAACGAAUUUCAACAGUUUAUAUAACAAAAGUAAUUCAGUGGUAAAAUUAGUAAAUAACAAGCCCAAACAAAAUGUAUUUGAUACAAGUGUUGGUGAAUUGGAUUUGACGCUGGAAGAUGAUUUUAAUAUACCUGAUGAUUUUGAAGAAAAAGUUUUGAGUCAAAUUUCCAUUAAAACUGAUAAAAACUCUGUUAAGACUAAUGAAAUUGUGAUAUGUGACAAUAAUAAGGACAAACAAAUUCUGGAAAACAUUUUUGAUGGUGUGAAUACUGAAGAUUUGUUUGAUGAUUUUUGAUUGUGCAUAUGUAUAAUCUUUAAUAUUUUUAUUUUCAAAUAAAUACUGUUAUAUUUCCUAA
Aethina tumida (small hive beetle) is the source of this 1311-nucleotide messenger RNA. RefSeq lists its product as uncharacterized. Bases 168 to 1250 code for a protein of 360 amino acids. Gene Ontology annotation, biological process: recombinational repair. The record is from RefSeq and is a predicted model, not a curated record. The transcript is spliced from 4 exons. Lineage: Eukaryota; Metazoa; Arthropoda; Insecta; Coleoptera; Nitidulidae.